This is a messenger RNA of Phytophthora infestans T30-4, 2199 nucleotides long. RefSeq lists its product as uncharacterized. The record is from RefSeq and is a predicted model, not a curated record. Gene Ontology annotation, cellular component: nucleus. Gene Ontology annotation, biological process: mRNA 3'-end processing. NCBI's taxonomy places the organism in Eukaryota, Oomycota, Peronosporomycetes, Peronosporales, Peronosporaceae. The coding region runs from base 1 to 2199 and encodes 732 amino acids. Gene Ontology annotation, molecular function: protein binding; mRNA binding. The transcript has 5 exons.
AUGGCGGGAUCCGACAGCUCCGAGGAGGACGAGCCUAUCGCGGCGCCGCAAGCGGCCCCUACUCCACCUAAGGCGUGGAUGGACGAAGAUGCCGACGAAGAGGAGGAGGACGCCGAUCUGAGCCAAUUACAGCGCCAGCGCACGCCUAAAUUCAAGCGCUGCGUGGCUGCUGUGGAGAAGGACCAAUGGAACACCGACGCGUGGAUCGCACUCAUGAACGAGGUGCAGCUGCUGCCAAUUGCUGAAGCCCGCGAACACUACGAGGCGUUUUUGAAGCUAUUCCCCACCUCUGGAAGAUGGUGGAAGCUCUACGCUGAGCACGAGUUACGAGAGAAACAGUACGACCGAGUGCAGGAGAUCAUAAAGAAGUCGCUUAUGCAGCUGCGCUGUCCCAAUGUGGACCUGUGGCGCUUUUAUUUGGACUUCACUAAGGUCGUCAAGCUGGAUGUGGCUGUGGACUCGAAGGACGCAGCAGCUAUUGCUACGGCCAGACAACUCAUGGUGGACGCCUUUGAGCUGGCUGUCGAGAGAGUAGGCGGCUCUAUCCAUGCAGCGCCUAUCUGGCAAAUGUACUUGCUUUUCGUACAGGAGGAACAGGACCCGCAGGCCUUCCUGAACGUAAGGAAGCUCUACCAUCGCAUGGUCAUGGUGCCACUCAACGGUAUGGAGACCAUCUGGAGAGACUACGAGAAGUUUGAAAGGGCUAUUCCCAAUAACGAAGCGCUGGCACAGAAUUUCUUCAAGGUCUUCAGACCCAAAUUUGAUGCUGCCCGCGCAGUGCUACGAGAUCGUAAAAAGUUGUACGACCAGGUCAACUCGAACACGCUGGCAGUGCCCGCGACAAGCUCAAGAGCUGAUGCUGCGGAUAUGGCCAACUGGCAGAAUAUUCUCGCGCUGGAAAUGGGAAACCCCGAGCGAUUGGACGCGCUACGCCUUAAGUCGCGCAUGCGCUACACGCUCGAGCUCUUUGUGAGUGUGAAAAGGCAUUACCCCGAGGCGUGGUACCAGUACGCGUCGUACGAGAACCAGGCGAACGAUCCAGAUGCAGCAACUGGCGUGUUUGAACGCGCGAUUGAAGCUCUCCCCGACUCGAGCUACCUGCACUUUGCGUUUGCUGACCACCACGAACUUCGUGGGGAUAUUCCAGCUGCCAAGGCCAUUUACGAAAAGCUGCUCAAGGAUCACGCGUCGGCACUUGCAUAUGUCACGUACCAGCGCUUUGCUCGCCGUGUGUACGGGGCCAAGGGGCUAGCUGAGGCUCGCACAAUCUUCAAAAGAGCACGCAAAGACGAGCGUGAGGGAGCGUGCACAUACCACGUAUUCGCAGCUUCAGCUCUGUUGGAGUUCUACAGCGACAGUUCGGAAGCCGGUAAGGAUAUUGCACUCAAGAUCUUCGAGCUGGGCUUGAAGAAGUGUAUCCAAGAGCCUGCCUACGUACUGUGCUAUCUUGAUUUUCUUGGCCAUCUUAACGAUGACAACAAUAUGCGAUCUUUGUUUGAAAAGGUGUUGUCGGUCAUGCCUUCGGAAGUAUCACGUCCUAUCUGGGACCGAUACGUUGAGUUUGAGCACACGAUGGUAGCCAGUGGUGGUGAUCUUGCCACUGUAGCAAAAGUGGAAGCUCGGCGGGCUAUGGCGUUCCCGGACGAGUCUUUCGUGGAGAUGAAAGGUCUGCUGAGUAUUGCCCACCGGUAUUCAUUCUUGGAUUUGCGGCCACCAACGAGUUGUGAUCAGAGUUUCCUCGACAUGUAUCGCUCCUCUCGAAGUGAAUUGCCGGGAGUCAAUCGUGAUGAAGGUGACGAUGGAGAAGGAAUGGGAGGCUCAGCAGGAUUCGGGCUUGAGAUGGAAAGACAAAUUCCUGGUCCUCCGCUGCCUGAUUUCUUGAAGGAGUUUGCGGGGAUGCUGCCGUUGAACCUGCCCUGGAACGGGCCGAUAGCCGACGUGGAGCAUAUCUUCCGUGCGAUGCUGCUGGUCGAUUUCCCUCCUCGAUCACGCAUUGAGCAGAUGGCGCAACAACAACAGCAGCAGAUGCAGCAACAACUAGCGCUUCAGCAUCAACAGCAGCUCCAACAACAAGCGGCAGAGGCCGAAAAGAACAGUGGGCUUGGCGACGACGACGGCGCCUCUGGAGUGGUAAGCAAGCGACCGGCUCACGAUAUCUUCCGCUCGCGUCAGAAGCAAAAACUGUCGAAACUCGGAUAG